GCUGUGUCUGUUUCUCGUACAGCAUCCUCACAAUUUACAUUCCUUUUCACCACCAGAUCUUGAGUUCCUUCUUCCCCUUGGGAGUAACACCCAAUUUCAUCCACUAAAUAGCCUACUUGGUAAGGACAGGCAUUUGCAGAUCUUUGGGCUUGAUACAGAGCCCACCAUGUCUGCUGACCAUGGCCCUCAGUGCCACAUCCCCGUGGUUUCUGAACACUUCCACGGAUGACAACUCCUCCACCUCCUUGGGCAGCAUUGUCAAUGCAUCACCGCUCUUUGGAGAAUUACCUAUGCACUCCAGAGGAAAACGUUUACAAAAUAGACUUCACCAGGUUUAAAAUCCGGGACAUGGAAUCGGGCACAGUGUUGUUUGAAAUCACCAAGCCAGCAGCAUCAGAGCGUGAACACAAUGACAAGAAGGACGUUGACCCCAACGCGGGGCGCUUCGUGCGCUACCAGUUCACCCCAGCUUUCCUUCGCCUGCGCCAGGUGGGGGCCACGGUGGAAUUCACAGUAGGGGACAAACCCAUCAAUAACUUCCGCAUGAUUGAGAGGCAUUACUUCCGCGAUCAGCUGCUGAAGAGUUUUGACUUUGAGUUUGGAUUCUGCAUCCCCAGCAGUAAGAACACGUGUGAGCACAUCUAUGAAUUCCCACAGCUCUCGGAGGAUCUCAUUCGAGAGAUGAUCCUCCAUCCAUACGAGACACAGUCGGACAGUUUCUACUUCGUAGAUAACAAGCUGGUGAUGCACAACAAGGCAGAUUAUUCAUACAGUGGAGGACCUUGAGAGCGGGAUGGGCAGCCAACCUGGGCUGGCCUUUGCUUUCCAAUUGAAGUCAUCAGGGACACCAACACCUUGGGUUCAGUUGCCUACAACGUCAUCUGGACACGGAUCCACAAACCAAGGACUCUGCCACAGUAGGAGUUUCAUGACCAAACUGGCCAGCCUCAUCUCUUUGAGCAGACCCAGAUCUUCAGAGCUCUGAGCGGUUCUACGAUGCUACGCGAACUGUGGAUGCCACUUCCCUAUGUUCUUCAGGUGUCUGCUUUGAACAUGGCCUUGUGGGACCUUGUGGGAUUUUGCAGAUCUGUCUACUUCCCUCACGUAUCCUUUGGGACGCGAUGGUUUCGGAAAAAGCAAUUUGAGAAAUGCAAUGUGAGUGGACGGAUGCGAGCGCAGAGUUUUGGUUGGUUGGCUCUUGUUGUGAAUGCUUCAAAAGCACGGCCAGUUUUAACCUGUACAUCCAGCUGAAAACCUUACAGGAUCAAGUUUCAUCUUUUGGAUUAUUGCUCUAAAUAAGCAUCUCAUCCCUUUGUUUUGCUCCUUCUGUAUAAUGGUUUUGAAAUCUUGGCAGCAAUGAAACAUGCAGUGAAGACCACUAGUUUCAUCAGGUACUGUGCUGCAUUUCAGAUGGAAGAACAUAGUGUUGGGUGUCUACAAGCCCUCUAAACAUCCUCCAUUAAUUUCAGUUUCUGCAAACUGAAUCCAGUCUGGCCAAAAAAAAAAAACAAAAAAGAAAAGGAUUUUAGCUUUAUUUAAUGCUUUUACAUAGCUACCAUUCAGCUUGUCCGUGCUAUGUGUCAUACAUGUCUGUUUCUUUAAUCUGUGCUCAACACUAAGACAAGGGCUUCAGCAAUGCUCGUUAGAGCAACACUAAUUUGUCCAAGGCAGUCAGAAAGUGUGGAAUGUCUAAUCUCUCAUUUGUAUCUGAAUUUGAAGUGUGCUAUGUCAGCUUUUUCCCUUUGUUUUGCACUGGGUAUGAAUACAGGUGAAGCAGCAACUCUAAUAAUGUCAGGCUUUAAGCCUUCUCUGUAAGAACUUUAAGAACAACCUUGCACAAGUUUCUCAGGAUGCACUUCUUAGGAAGAUAAUAGUGCAAUGAAGUAGCAGUGUCAAUAGCAUAGUGCAUGCAAAACCAAACCUGAGAAGGUUGUGCAGGGUCAAAGCUUCCCUCCUUCAUUUUUCCCAAUUGCCUGUUGUCAUGAAACCCUUACUCUAAAGAUCAGUGAUAGUUUAAAAGAGGAAAAAAAGGCAGUUGCAGUCUGUAGAUAUUCCUAUAAAUACUUGAUGUCUCCAUGUCUGUUCCUGUGAGUUGAAGUGGAAUGUUCAAUGUUAGCCUCAGAUACAUGUGAUUGUACUAAUUUUUAUAAACUACCAUUUCCAGUCGUGACGAACCUCUCCUUGGUCGCAGCUGAAGUCAAACAGGAGAACUACGAGUGGUUGCAGAUGGGAUGUAAGAGCAGGGAGGCUGCGUGCUGUUACUGGUAGAUGGCUGUCAGCUGUGGGGACGUUUCGUAGCAUCACAGAGCCGUUCAGGUUGGAAAAGAGCUCUCAGAUCCCCGAGUCCAACCCCAACCCACCCCACC
This is a messenger RNA of Centrocercus urophasianus (Greater sage-grouse), 2366 nucleotides long. It is a transcript of the gene UNC119, whose product is annotated as unc-119 lipid binding chaperone. Gene Ontology annotation, molecular function: lipid binding. Lineage: Eukaryota; Metazoa; Chordata; Aves; Galliformes; Phasianidae. The record is from RefSeq and is a predicted model, not a curated record. Gene Ontology annotation, biological process: positive regulation of protein tyrosine kinase activity; lipoprotein transport; negative regulation of caveolin-mediated endocytosis. The transcript is spliced from 5 exons. The coding region runs from base 226 to 786 and encodes 186 amino acids. Gene Ontology annotation, cellular component: intercellular bridge; centrosome; spindle midzone.